Molecule: messenger RNA, 456 nt
Organism: Aspergillus melleus
Lineage: Eukaryota; Fungi; Ascomycota; Eurotiomycetes; Eurotiales; Aspergillaceae
Exons: 2
Coding region: 1-456 (151 amino acids)
Source: RefSeq, a predicted model, not a curated record
AUGGCGGAGGUUCUGGGUAUCCUAGGGAGCAGCAUCGCAGUCACUCAGUUGGCUAGUGGAGUUGUCGGCGGGAUCCCGAAGCUUCGCCAGCUCUGGCGAGAAUUCCGGGAUCUACCUCGAGACAUUGAUGAUACUUUGGAGGAAUUGGAGAUACUUGGUCAGUCAUUGUUGGUCAUUCAAAACUCCGUUAAGUCAAAUGCAGCCAAUGCUGCAAGUGCAACGAUCGUUGAGAGAAGCCUGGAAUUCUGUCAAACCGCCACCAAAGAUCUUGACAAGCUCAUGAUGGAUCUGCGUAUUGAGAAUCAAUCUACUUCUGUCAAGAGGCAGAAGAUCAAACUUCAAGCUAUUAUGCAGAAAUCAGAGAUCCAUGAUGUCCGGGAACGCCUUCAACGUGCUGUCAGGUACCUCAAUCUAGCCGUUAAUUGUUACUCCAUUCUCAACAGUGUACCACAAUAG